Messenger RNA from Prorocentrum cordatum, 411 nucleotides. NCBI's taxonomy places the organism in Eukaryota, Dinophyceae, Prorocentrales, Prorocentraceae. The record is from the annotation of a GenBank genome assembly.
CCAUCUUGGCCCAAGAGUCUCGGUCGGCACGGCCCGCCAGUUGUCCCCUCCUCCGCCGUUCACGAGAUGACGAUGAAAUACCCGGCGGCGUACCUGAUGUGCGUGCUUGCGGGAAAGGAGGCCCCUACGGCGGCGGACAUCCAGAAGGUCCUGGAGUCCGUGGAGUCCGAGUACGACGGCGAGGUCGCCGGAAAGCUCGUGUCGGAGCUCGAGGGGAAAACGAUCUUCGAGAUCAUCAAGGACGGCAAGGAGAAGCUGAAGGGCUUCGGCGGCGGCGGAGGAGGCGGCGUCCCAGCGGCAGGCGGCGGCGGCGGCGGCGGGGGAGGCGGCGAGGCGGCCGCCGUGAAGGAGGAGAAGAAGGUCGAGGAGGAGGAGGAAGAAGAGGACGUGGACUUCGACCUCUUCGGCUGA